GAUAGAAAUAGGGAAACUAUAAACAAACCCGACACCCGACCUUAGGACUUUCUGAGAAGAGAUAAUUUUCAUUAAAUUUCUAUUUAUUAUCAACAUGGAAUAACAAAAAAUCAAGUCUGCCGAAUAAUCAGAUCCCAUUUUUAAGUUAGGAAAUACCACUCCAAUUGAAGACUCAAGAAUAAAUUGACCAAACAGAACUUCGUCCCUCUCCCUUGAAAUAAACAAUAGCAUCAGCUUCGCAAUAAUUAACUUGCCGGAAUAGUUCAACCAAGCCGAAAAUGUAACAAUGAAGACUUACAAGUGAUCAUUUAACGAUAGAAAUUGUUGACAAAAUGCUACCAAACAUCGAUAAACAUCACAUUUUAAGUAUUGUGUUGGUUAUAAUAGUGAAUUCAAGUGUUUCAGCAAACGAACAGGAAUUUUAUAAUGCAGCCAACUGCACCAGCAGCCAAUUCACCUGCAAGAGCGACAGGAGCUGCAUACCCCUGCGAUGGCGAUGCGACAGCCGCAUCGACUGCGCGGACGGCAGCGACGAAACCGACGAGUGUCAGAUCGGGAGGGACUGCGGCCCCGAGAAAUUCCAGUGCAAACUGACCAAGAAGUGCAUACCAUCCGGUUACUUCUGCGACGGCGAGAACGACUGCGGCGUCUCCUCCCUCUACGGCGAGGACCUGUCCGACGAAGACCCGAAGCUCUGUCACCAGAAGGCCCGCUGCGGUUGGAACCAGGCCGCGUGUCCGGACGGCCAGGAGUGCGUCCAUCUGUCCAAGUUUUGCGACGGCAAGAGCGACUGUCCCGGCAACAGCGACGAGUGGGACUUUUGCAGGAACAGGUCGUCGUCGUGCGACACGCUGCUGUGCGAGUCUUGCAGACCUACGCCCGAAGGACCGAGGUGUUACUGUCCGGAGGGGCAGAGGCCGGAGGGUUCGAGGUGCGUCGACGCCGACGAGUGCGAGCUGGAGAACUCAUGCGCACAGAUCUGCAGGAACACCGUCGGGUCUUACGACUGCGACUGCGUCUCCAACGGGUACAGGAAGAACGGCACCAGGUGUACGGCUGUUAAUGUUCCAGAGACAGAACCACCAUCUUUGAUACUCACCACAUUGUUCAACAUAAGACACGUCGGCGUGGACGGCAGCAAAUGGCCCGGAAACUCCACCUACAAUAUCUUAAACAGCCGAGCCUUGGAAGUCAUCCACAGGAACCACACCGUCUGCUACAUCCACAACAACAUGACAAAAUCCGACAUCGUUUGCGCAAACGUCAACAAUCUGAAUCAGAGAUGGGUGCUACGUCCAACUGCCAGCUUGGUCGAUCCCGCAACGAUCAAGCAAAUCGCCUUCGAUUGGGUGGCUGAGAAUUGGUAUUUCCUAGAUCACGAUAGGGAAAUCAUUUACGCGUGCAAUAAGAAUCUCACUUGGUGCUCGAUCAUCGUCGAAAAUAAUUUAGGAAACCCUAGAGGGAUGGCUUUGGACCCCAUCAGAGGAUUUUUAUUUUUCACGAGAUGGGGACUGUCCUCGCCGGCCCUAGAAAGGUGCCUUUUGGACGGAAGCUCCAGGAAAAUAAUAGUCGAGCACAAAAUACUCUAUCCGCACAGCAUCGCCCUGGAUCUACCCAACCAGAAACUGUACUGGUUGGACAACUAUCUGGAUUUCGUAGAAAGGGCGGAUUACGAAGGCGGUCACAGGAGCACCGUUUUAAAAUUGAACAACACCCUCUCGAGGUACAACAAAGUCAGUGGGAUCACGUUUUUCGAGAACAAGCUGUUCCUUUCGUCCGAAGUGAACAACAGCAUUCUGGAGUUCGACACUUUGUUGAGCAAUCACAGGGUCAUCUUACAUAACGUGAGACAGCCCAACGACAUCGUUAUUUUCCAUCGACAAGGACAACCUGACCCGGAAGUGCACCAUCCCUGCCAAGAUCCAGGUGCCUGCGAUCAUUUAUGCAUAUCGAUGUGGGCGGAUGGUUCCCCUGUGAAAAAAUGUGUUUGUGCCCCAGGCUACAAACUCAGUGCCGAAGGAAAAUGCCGGAUAAUAACCCCCUCAUCGUUCAUUAUUUUAACGAAACUGAAGCCUUCCCUGAUACGAGGUAUAGACGCGGAUGAUGGAAAUGAAACAAUACUGCCAUUUUAUUCCGAGGGUAUGCCCGUAACCUUGGACUACGAAGCCAAAACCAACACCGUCUACUAUGUAGACGUUCAAGGACUCACAAUCGACAAAUUCGCAAUAAACAACGUAUCCGAUCAUUCUGUGAUGAAGAAAAUGGACCGUAGGAUAGACGGUUUAGCCUUCGACUGGAUGUCGAGAAACCUCUAUUAUACCAUAAGCGAACUUGGUAUAGUAGGUGUAUUAAAAGCGACCAACGUAUCGAUAUCUAAAACUUUGGUAUACAACACUCUGUAUUAUCCGAACUUGAUCGUCGUCGACCCCAAGCAGGGUAUGAUGUAUUGGGUGCACUGGUCCCCGAUAAAUCCACUAGAUAGCAAGAUAUACUCCACCCGAAUGGACGGAUCUAACACCAACGUAUUCGUAAAAGACGACAUCUACAAACCGAGCGGUUUGACCCUCGAUCUUCAGGAAAAACUCUUGUAUUGGUGCGAUCAGAGCCUCAACAGAGUGGAGAGCAUCGACUUGGACGGGAAAGUCAGAAGGAUCGUUUUAGAUCUUGGCACGCAGAAACCUUUGGGAUUGUCUUCGGGCAUCGGUGGAGUCUUGUACUAUGCCAGUCUGUUUGAAGGUGUUAUGUCCUAUAGGAAUGGUACUCUGAAGGUGGUCAGUGAUGUGAAUUACAUGGUUAGAGAUCUUAAAUUGUUCGAUCCUCGACUACAAAAGGGGGAAAACGAAUGCACCGACAACAAGAAGGCAUGCCCGGAACUGUGCCUUCCAACGCCAACGGGAGCCGUAUGCGACUGCAGGGACGGCUACGAGUACGUCGACGGCGUCUGCUCGAAAAUCAAGAACUUCACGGCGAUCAAGCUGGACCUGUGCCCGGCCGAGCACUUCCAGUGCGCGUCCGACAAGAAAUGCAUACCGGAAAGUUACAGGUGCGACGGUCAGGCGAACUGCCUGGACGGCUCGGACGAGGAACUGGUGCCGCUGGGCCCGUGCAUGAACGUGACGUGCGGCGCGAACGAGAUCAAGUGCGACAACAUCUGCAUCAUGAAGGACUGGCUGUGCGACGGCGAGAACGACUGCAGCGACGGCUCGGACGAGAGCCCCGAGCUGUGCGCUAAAGAGUGCGCCUCCAAUCACUUCAAGUGCAAGAAAUCGAACAGGUGCAUCCCGCAGAAAUGGAGGUGCGAUUCGCAGUACGACUGCGGUAUCGGCGAUCACAGCGACGAGGACGGUUGCGCGUCGAACCCUUGCGACAUGACCGAGUUCACGUGCAAGAACCACAUGUGCAUCCCCCUGACUUUGUACUGCGACGGAAGGAACGAUUGCGUAGACGGCUCUGACGAGAUCAACUGUGCCACCUGCGAUCCCGGCAACCAGAUAUAUUGCGGCCCGUUGAAUUCCUGCCUGGCCAUUAGCAAACGUUGCGACAACGUCACCGACUGCCCGGACAGAUCGGACGAGCAGAAUUGCGGCUCUAGGGUGUGCGAGAAACACGAGUUCAAUUGUACGACCAACGGAGAGUGCAUACCAAAGGAAUUCGUCUGCGACAACGAUCUGGAUUGCAUCGACGGCUCGGAUGAGAAAGAAUGCCCGCCCGACCAAUUCAAGAACGACACGACCAAGUCGAACCCGAGCACGUCCAAGUGCGAAUACCCGUCCAGGAUGUGCGACAACAACACGAAAUGCGUCUCUGUCGAACAGCUGUGCGACGAUCUGCCAGACUGCGCAGACGGCACCGACGAGAGUUUCAGAUGCGUCGAAAAGAUGUGCAACCAGAGCCACGAAUGCUCCCACAUAUGCCACAACACGCCCGAAGGGCUAGUCUGCGCGUGUCCCCAAGAUCUGAACCUGCAACCGGACAAGAAGACCUGCCUGACCACCCAUCCCUGCGAGGCGUGGGGGGUGUGCUCGCAGAAAUGCAUACAGAAAGGUUCCAGAUACAAGUGUUCCUGCCUGCCCGGAUUCUACCUGAGAGACGACGGUUUCACGUGUAACAGCAUGGAACAGAGCACCCCGUACGUGCUGUUCAGUAACAGGCACGAGAUAAGGGUUGUGGAUCUGCACACGUUCAACGUUAAAUCCUUUAUAUCGAGUCUGAAGAACACUAUUGCUUUGGAUUUCUUCCAUACAAAGGAUUUGGACAUGGUAUUUUGGACUGAUGUGAUCGACGACAAGAUAUACAGAGGAUCGGUCGUCGGCGGUUCGCUGAGCAACAUCGAGGUGGUCGUCCAGAGCGGCCUGUCGGCGGCCGAGGGCCUCGCUGUCGACUGGAUCGGACAGAACCUGUACUGGGUGGAGAGCAACCUCGAUCAGAUCGAGGUGGCCAAACUGAACGGCAGCUUCCGUAGGACGCUGAUAGCCGGCGAUAUGGAGAGCCCCCGCGCCAUAGCCGUCGAUCCGAGGGACGGGUAUCUGUUCUGGACCGACUGGGACAACACCGCACCGAGGAUCGAGCGGUGCUCGCUGGCGGGACGCGAUCGCAAAGUGAUCGUUUACAUGGACCAGAUAAGCGACGGCGGUUGGCCGAACGGACUGACGUCCGAUUACGACCUGAGGAGGAUAUACUGGGUCGACGCGAAGUCCGACUCUAUACACACCACGAAUUACGACGGUACGGACCAUCACGAGGUGAUGAAGGACCACGAGAUGCUGUCCCACCCCUUCGCCAUCAGCAUAUUCGAGAACCACGUGUACUGGACGGAUUGGCGUACGAACAGCGUGGUUAGGGCGAACAAGUGGAACGGGGGCGACGUCUCCAUAAUGCAGAGGACCUUGACGCAGCCCUUCGAUAUUCAGAUCAUGCAUCCCAGCAGGCAGCCGGUGGACGCGCCCAGUCCUUGCGGAAAGGAUAACGGGGGAUGUUCGCAUCUCUGUCUGAUCCACACCAACUACACGUAUCUGUGCGACUGUCCGCACGUCAUGAAAUUGAGCGAGGACAGGAAGACUUGCGUGGUCAACGAAAAGGUGCUCUUAAUAGGACGUGGCAGCGAAAUACGCGGCGUAGACAUAGAGCAACCCUAUUAUCACACCAUACCAACCAUCAGCACGCCCGUAGUACAUAGUCCCAUAAAAAUAGAAUAUUUAGCGUACAAUAACACUUUGUAUUGGGCCGAUUCACAGACCAGCGAGAUAAAACGGUCCGGACUCACCUCCGGACCGAGCGUCACCCUCAUAGACACCGGCGUUCAGCAUCCCACGGACCUGGCCGUCGACUGGCUCUCGAACAUCAUGUUCGUGUCGUCCUCGGCCGGCAUCCUGGUCUGCAACCUGGACGGCGAAUAUUCCACCAACCUGAUCAAGGGUAACGUCCUCAGCGUCGCGAUCUUGCCGUCGGAGGGCAGGCUGUUCUGGAUAUCCCGAGAGAACGACAAGUACCGCUUGGAGAGCAGCUUCAUGGACGGAUCUUCGAGGACCGUCGCGUCUCACGACUUCGACGGCCCGGUCAAGAGCUUGACCGUGGACGAGGACACCAAGAGACUAUACUGGAUCAGCGAUUUCGAGAUAUUCUACGUCGGCUACAACGAGACCGACGGAAACGCGACCAAACUGAAGCUGUUGAACAACUAUUCCGUGUCUGCGGCGACGAUCUAUAAAGAUUACGUAUUUUACGCCGACGACGACGAUCAGUCGAUUCACAGGGCCGAUAAGAUCGCCGGAACGGGAGAUGUCACGUUACGUAACGGCACCGCGGAUAUACUGUCCCUGCGGAUAUACGAUCCCGCGCUUCAGAAGGGUAGCCAUCCUUGCGGCAAGAACAAGGGCGGUUGCCAGCAUUUGUGCCUGCCGAGAUCCGCCCUCGCGUACAGCUGCAAGUGCGCCACCGGAUACAGGACCGAUCCUAAGGACGUCAGCAAAUGUCUCAGCAUCGAAGAGUUCCUGUUUUAUUCGGUCGGCUGGGAGAUACGUGGGAUACCUCUGGACGGCGACAACGAAACUCAGGUUCUCGGGCCGAUAUCUAGGGUCUCCAUGGCCAACGCCAUAGACUACAUCGCCGCGAAGGAUCUCAUCAUAUGGGCGGACAGCGAUCACUGCUCCGUCACAAGGAUAAACCGCGACGGCACCAACAGGGCGUUCGUGAUAGAGCAACCGGAAGUCAUGGAUUCGGUAUCGGUGGACUGGUUGACGAGCAUAGCGGUAGAUUGGUUGGCGGACAACAUCUUCUGGAGCGAUUCCAAGAGGGGGGUGAUAGAGGUGGCGAGAUUGGACGGGACCAAUCAGCACGUACUCUUAUCUAACGAGAUAGGCAAACCGGCAUCUAUCGCUGUUGAUCCGGUCAGGGGGUAUCUGGUCUGGUCGCUGGGUUCCAGAUUGGAAAUCGCCACCAUGGCCGGACAGAAUCGUAGGCUGUUGCUCGACAGCGCCAAGCUGAUAUCGGACGUUUCGCUGGACACCGAAAACGAGUUUAUUUAUUUCUGCGACACCAUCAGCAACACCAUAGAGAGGAUCAAGUACGACGGCACGGGCUACGAGCUCCUGUUGAACACGUCCAUCGAGAACCCCGUCGGGGUUGCCGUGUUCAACAACAAGAUUUACUGGAUUGACACCACCAACGAGAGAGGAAGCAUCAAAGAGGCUCCUGUAAAUAAUCUGACCGAUUACAAGAUCUUAGCCAAAGAUAUCGGAGACUCGCUCAAAGACAUACAGAUCUUUUCGAAGAGAAAACAGGAGGGUACGAAUCCUUGCGCGAUCAAAAAUGGCGGCUGCCAACAGCUCUGCCUAUUCAACGGAACGCACCCAGUUUGCGUAUGUUCCCAUGGAAAAUUGACGUCUGACGGCAAGAAAUGCGAAGAUUUCGAUAGUUUCGUGAUGUACUCGAGAGUUGUAAGCAUCGAUUCCGUGCACAUAUCCAACGAGGAGAAUGUGCAGAACGCGCCCCAUCCCAGUAUUAAGAACAACACCUUGCUCAGGAACGCCAUAGGGUUGGCGUUCAGCUACAAACACCAGAGGCUGUUUUAUUCUGACAUACAGAAGGGUUCCAUCAAUUCGGUGUUUUUCAAUGGAUCCGACCAUAGGAUUAUAGUGCAAAGACAAGGUUCCGUGGAAGGCCUAGCCUAUGAACAGAUCCAUCAGGCCCUUUACUGGACCUGCAACAACGACGCGACAAUCAACCGCGUCUUCUUGACCGAUCGCAUGACGAACGCCAGCUCCGUACAGACCAUAUUCAAAUUACGUAGCCAGGACAAGCCGAGGGGAAUCGGCAUAGACAGCUGCGGCGGCAGGAUAUUCUGGACCAACUGGAACUCCCACACGCCCAGCAUCGAGCGCGCCUACCUCUCGGGUUUCGGCAAGACGUCCAUCGUCGUCACCGACAUCAGGAUGCCGAACGCGCUCACCUUGGACCACCAGGCACAGAAACUGUACUGGGGCGACGCCAGACUGGACAAGAUCGAAAGAUGCGAGUACGACGGCACGAAUCGCGUCGUGUUGGCGCAGGUGACGCCCCAACAUCCGUUCGCGCUGGCCGUCUACGGCGACUACAUAUAUUGGACGGACUGGAUAUUGCACGCGGUCCUCAGGGCCGAUAAGUUGACCGGUCAGAACGUAGUCUGGCUGAGGAGGGAAGUGGCCAGACCGAUGGGCAUCGUCGCGAUCGCCAACGACACGGAGAAUUGCUUCACCAACCCCUGUUCGAUAUUGAACGGCGGUUGCGAGGAGAAAUGUUCCCUGUCGGCGUCCGGGAGGGUGCAGUGCCUGUGUCAGGACGGGCACGUGCUGGCCAACGACGGCAAGAGGUGCUACAAGAAACUGGUGCCGGAUCAGCGGACCCAGGACGUCUUUCAUUGCUCGGACGGACACGCCAUCCCCUUCUCCCUGACCUGCGACGGGAUCUAUCACUGUCUGGAUAAGUCCGACGAGGAACCGGGGUAUUGCGAUAGGACCGGAUGUCCGGACGGUUGGUACCUGUGCAAGAACAAGAGGUGCGUGCCGGAGAGGAGCGUCUGUAACGGGAUCGACGACUGCGGGGAUUCGACAGACGAGCCGAAGAACUGCACGUGUCCGGCCGACACGCAUUUCAGGUGCAAGAGCGGCGAGUGCAUCAGCGUCGACUUCAGGUGCGACAGGGAUCUGGAUUGCCCGGACGCCAGCGACGAGAUGGGAUGCGGUGAUAUGCCGUGCCUGGGCGACGAGAACCUGGUGAAAUGCCCGUUCACCACGGCCUGCAUCCAUAAGGAUUGGUUCUGCGACGACGAGAACGACUGUUGGGACCACUCGGACGAGCAGAACUGCACCGAGAUCAGGAAGAGGACCUGCAACAGCGGCCAGUUCCGUUGCAGGAACGACAGUUGCAUACCGAUCGAGAAAAAAUGCGACGGUUAUAACGAUUGCGACGAUGCCAUACCUCCUAACGGUUCCAGUUCCGACGAAGAAUUAUGUGGUCAAUGUCAAUCUGAUCAAUUUACCUGCGGAGACGGAACCUGCAUUUCUAAAUCUUGGGUGUGCAAUGGUUUACACGAAUGUCCAGAUCUGAGCGAUGAAUAUAACUGCAAGCCCCAGUGUCGAUCAAACCAGUUCAGAUGCGAGAGCGGGGAAUGCAUACCGAAAUCCUGGCAGUGCGACGGUCGACCGGACUGCAGCGAUCAAACCGACGAGUCCGAACACUGCAAAACGCGACUGUGCGAUCCUUCCGAAUUCAGGUGCAACAGCACUGGCAGGUGCAUUCCCCUGGAAUGGGUGUGCGACGGCGAGGCGGACUGUACAGAUCACGACGACGAGCACAGAGAACGAGGUUGUAGCACCGCCACCUGCCUGAAGGACGAGUUCCAGUGCGCGGACGGAACCUGCAUAAACAAGAUCUACUACUGCGACGGCGACAGGGACUGCAACGACGGCACGGACGAGCCGAGCAACUGCCAUCACAACUGCGCGGCCGGCGAGUUCAGGUGCAACAACGGGCGGUGCAUCAUGGACCUGUUCAAGUGCGACGGCGCCGAUCACUGCGGCGACAACAGCGACGAGGGGAAACAGUGCCAGAACGAGGGAGAUUACUGCAGGGGUAACGGCUGGUUCCACUGCGAGAACGGCGUCUGCAUCAACGAUACGCUCCUGUGCAACGGGGAGAACAACUGCGGCGAUUACAGCGAUGAGAAUAAAUGCAACAUCGACGAAUGCACAGCCACGCCACCCCCCUGUUCGCAAAAGUGUAUCGACAAGCCGGUCGGCUACGAAUGCCAAUGCAUGCCCGGCUACAAGAUAAGCGAGAAGGACCACCGACUGUGCGAGGACGUGAACGAAUGCCUGCAGAGACCGUGCAGUCAGGUGUGUAGGAACACGUUGGGCUCUUACCGCUGCGGCUGCGCCGAACCCGAAUACAUACUGAAGCCGGACAAGGCGUCUUGCGGCGCCAACUCGACCGUCCAGGCCACCGUCAUACUGGCCAACAGGUAUUACAUCAGGCAGCUGGACCUGGACGGUCGGUCCACCCUGCUGGCCCACAACCUCAGCAACGCGGUCGCCCUGGAUUACGACUGGAGGGACGAGUGCCUGUAUUGGUCGGACGUCACUCAGCACGGCAGUUCCAUACGGAGAAUGUGCGAUUACAAGAACGCCUCGGCGGCGGUUCAGACGCUACACUCGCCGACUUUGCAGAACCCGGACGGAUUGGCAGUCGAUUGGGUGGGGAGGAAUCUUUACUGGUGCGACAAGGGCCACGAUACUAUAGAAGUGUCAACUCUAAACGGACGAUACCGACGUGUAGUUAUAUCGUCCGGACUCGAAGAACCACGAGCGAUCGCCUUGGACCCCAAGGAAAGGGUAAUGUUCUGGUCAGACUGGGGCACCCAGGUGCACAUAGGAAAAGCCAACAUGGACGGUUCGAACGCCAGGAUCGUCGUGAACUCCAGUCUGGGCUGGCCGAACGCCCUCACCGUUUCCCUCGAAACUAAAGAGUUCUUUUGGGCGGACGCUCGCGAGGACUACAUAGCCGUGGCCGAUUACGACGGCAAGAACAUCAGAAUAGUCGCCAGUAGGGACAGGACGCCCAGCUUGAAACUGCACCACGUGUUCGCCAUCGACGUGUGGGAGGACUUCGUCUAUUGGACCGACUGGGAAACCAAGAGCGUGGAGAGAUGCCACAAGUACAACGGCGACCAGUGCGCCUCGCUGUUGACCAUGGUCCAUCGCCCCAUGGACCUCAGGGUGGUCCAUCCCUUCAAGCAGCCCAAGAUGGACAAUCCGUGCGAGUCCGCCAACUGUUCGGCGCUCUGCCUGUUGAAAGCGGAGCCGCCGCACUACAGCUGCGCGUGUCCGGAGAACUACGUGCUGGAGAAGGACGGCAGAUCGUGCAGGGCCAACUGUACCAACACCCACUUCGAGUGCACGAACACGUACAAGUGCAUACCGUUCUGGUGGAAGUGCGACACGCAGGACGACUGCGGGGAUGGAAGCGACGAGCCGGAGACUUGUCCGCCGUUCAAGUGCACCCCGGGGCAGUAUCAGUGCAAGAACGGGCACUGCCUCCACCCCUCCGACCUGUGCAACGGUCAGGAUAACUGCGGCGAUAAUUCGGACGAGGCUGAUUGCAGGAACUACACGUGCCUGAGCACCCAGUAUAGAUGUGCGGGCAACGACACCGUCCCACCUAGAUGCAUCCCGACCAAGAGUCGCUGCAACAAACUGGUCGACUGUCCACUCGGCGAGGACGAGCUGGAUUGUCCCCCGGUGACCUGUCCCCCCAACCAGUUCAAGUGUAAGAACGACAAGUGCAUACCGGCCGUGUGGGUGUGCGACACGGACAACGACUGCGGCGACAAUUCGGACGAAGAACAGAGCUGCCAGAACAGGACGUGCAGAGCGGAUCAUUUCAGGUGUUCCUCAGGACGUUGCAUACCCGAAUCAUGGAAGUGCGACGGAGAUCCGGACUGCGCGAACGCUGAAGACGAACCGUCCACCUGCAGUCAGCCGGAGUUCCACACCUGCGAACCGUCCUACUUCAAAUGCGCCAACAACAAGUGCAUACCGGGCAGAUGGCACUGCGACUACGACAACGACUGCGGCGACAACUCGGACGAGGUGAACUGCGCGCCCAGGAACUGCUCGGAAUCGGAGUUCAGGUGCGGCAACGGGAGAUGCGUCAAGGGCACGUUCAAGUGCGACGGACAGUACCAGUGCGAGGACAGGUCGGACGAGGAGAACUGCCGCAUACAGUGCAAGAAGAACGAGUUCCAGUGCACCAAUCCGCAGAUCUGCAUAUUCUUAGAGUGGAAGUGCGACGGCCAAAGGGACUGCACCGACGGCUCCGACGAGGAGAACUGCAGCGACGUGUGUCCGGAGGACGGUUUCAAGUGCAACAGCGGCCAGUGCAUCAACUCCGACUGGCGCUGCGACGGCCAGGCCGACUGCGAGGACGGUUCCGACGAGCAAGAAUGUUCCGGACUGGCCUGCGGCUUCGACAGGUUCAGGUGCAAGAACGACAGAUGCGUGCCCAUCAGCACGGUCUGCGACGGCCAGGACCAGUGCGGGGAUAACAGCGACGAAGACGCGAGGAUCUGCAAGAGGUACGGCCGGUGCCCGUCCGAGGAGUUCACCUGCAAGAGCGGCCAUUGCAUCGACAAGAAACUGAGGUGCGACGGCGAGAACGACUGCGAGGAUAACAGCGACGAGGAGGACUGCCACAAGUCGGCUUGCCAAUGGAACUCGUGCUCCCAGAUAUGCAUCGAGAAGAAGAACGACACUUUUAUUUGUAAGUGCGCGCCAGGGUAUUCCCUCGUCUGGGGCCACCACUGCCAGGCCAAGGGAGGUCUGGCCGAUCUGGUCCUGGCUACGGAAGCUGAAUUGAGAUUGGUCUCGCCCUAUAAGAUCGGGGACGUGACCAACAACAAGCUACGGAGUAAGACGCUGGCGACGGCGCCUGGUUAUAAGGUGUACGGCGUCGAUUUGCUGUAUAGGAACGAACAGGUGCAAGCGUUCUGGACUGACCAUCACAACAAACGCGUGCAGAGCAUCGUACUCGACGUCAAUAAUAAAGGCAAGACUAAAAGGGACGUAGACCAACCUAAAACGAUCCUGUCGAAUCUGGAGGACCCCAGAGGCAUCAGCGUGGAUUGGAUCGCUAAACGGCUGUACAUAACGGACGGUCCGAGGAUCUUGGUGUCAACGUUGGACGGCACGAGCUCUUACACCCUGAUCACCGGCGAUAUGCAGGAAUUGAGGGAUAUAGCGGUGGCGCCCGCGCAGGGAGUCCUGUUCUGGACGGAUUGGGGGCUGUUGCCGAGGAUCGAGACCGCUUAUAUGGACGGGAACAAGAGGAGGAUCUUGGUUAAUAGUAGUUUGUUGUGGCCGACCAGUAUCACGAUCGAUUACCCGGCAGAGAGGCUAUAUUGGGCUGAUCCGAAGAGUUUGGUCGUCGAGAGCAUCAAAUUCGACGGUAGCGAUAGGCAGGUCGUGCGGCAUUUCACUAAAGAAACGAAACCGUUCAAGAUCGAAAUCUUCGAGACCAGCCUGUUCAUAUCGACCUACAGGACGCACAAUAUACUGAAGAUGCCCAAGUUCGGAGUGGGAAACAUCACCCACAUCGGUGAGGGUCUCACCAGGAUCUCCGACCUUCUCAUAUUGCACAAGCACAAGCAGGACACGUCUCUGAACAAUACCUGCCAGGACUUCUGCCAUCCGAGCGAGUUUUGUCUCCUCAGUCCCCAUGGAGCCACGUGCACCUGCGCCGAUAACUACAUCAAGAGCAACUUGACCUGCAAACCUGUGCCGAACCGAAUUCCGUCCUGUCCGUUGAACUGCAACAACGGCAAAUGCAAGAUCGUGCCAGGCCUAGGACCCAAGUGCUUCUGCGACCCCCAGUACACGGGCGCCCGCUGCGAACACUACAGAUGCUCGCAAUUCUGCAAGAACAAGGGCAUGUGUUACGUGGACCUCAUAUCACCGAAAUCGCCCGACGCCCUCGCCCCCCUACGGUGCAACUGCCUACCCCAGUGGACCGGCGACAGGUGCGAGAUACCCGUCAACCUGUGCGACGGCAGGUGCUCCAACGGGGGCACCUGCUACUCCCCCAAACCCGGCCUAGCGCAGUGCAGCUGCCCACCCGGCUUCGGCGGCAACCGUUGCCAGAACUGCGUCGGCCUGACCUGUCAGAACGGCGGCAACUGUACGAUCGCGGGCGGCAACAAGGUCUGCAAGUGUCCUGUGGGCUUCACGGGCAUCCAUUGCGAGGUCAGGAUAUGCGGCAGCUUCGGCACGCCCAUAGCCACAGUGAACGGGUUCAGGUGUAGCUGUCACGCCGGUUACAGCGGGGAGCGGUGCGAACAGGACAGCUGUCACCUGCACUGUCAGAACGGGGGCACGUGCAUAAUGGGACUGAAACAGCCGGAGUGCAUCUGUCCGACGACGUACGCGGGAAGGAGGUGCGAGUUGGAUUUGUGCGCGACCUCCAACGAUCUGCCCCAGUGUUCGGCGAGCUGUCAAUGUGGGGAGAACGGCGUUUGUCUAACGCUGCAAGGCAAGCGCGUCUGCAAGUGUCACGAGCAAUGGAUUGGAAAACGAUGCGAUAUCUUCGUAGGCGCGAGCAACGACUGCAAGGAUCUCUGCCAGAACGAAGGCGUCUGCCUGAUGGAAGACAGGAAAGAAGUCCCUAAAUGCAUAUGUAAAGAGGGAUGGAACGGGCCGACCUGCGAACAGCCGUCCCAAUGCCUCAUGUUCUGCUUGAACGGCGGCGUGUGCAAGCUGGACGACGAGCAGAAACCGAUCUGCGAAUGUCCCGAAAAUUACGCCGGAUCUAGAUGUCAGGAGAACACGAUGCACAAACUGGUCAGGACCCGUAGCCCAGCCGAGAAGACGCUAGUGCUGAUAUUAUGCGCGAUACUUUUCUGCGUGACCACCUCUUUCGCCGGAUUCAUCGUUUACGCUCGUUGUUUCAGAAAGAGGCAGGCUUUCACGCACGAGAGACUGCAGGAAAACGAUUUCAACAAUCCGAUCUACCAGGAUAGGGACGCUGAGCCUUUCUCUUUGGAUGCUGAUAAGUCCGGCAAUUUUGCCAAUCCGGUAUACGACUCUGUAUACAACGGCAGCACCAGCAGCGGCGAUGAAAAGGCAGUUUUGUUACAUCACAACGCUGACGAAAUACCUCUCACGUUGGUCGACGAACCAGACACAUAUCAAAACUGAUCUAGCGACCAUAAAGACCCUAAAUUUUAUAAAUUGCUGUGAAUUGUGCCAUUUUUUUUUAUGUGGAAAAUCGUGAUUUGUCGAUAUUUAGUGUGAUUUUCUCAAAGUGACAAAAAUAAAAUGAAAUAUAGAAAAAAAAAUUAAAUGUAAGGAAUAUUCAGUUGCCAAAACUAUCUUCGCUUAUUUUUAAUAGAGAUCAAUCUCAGAACAAAUUUUACAUUGCUUGUAGUUCCCUAUUUACUUUUUAAUAAUAAUUCAUAAAUGCUCAAUUUUUAUCAAUAAUACUGUCUACUAUGUUUUUACGCUUAGAUUUUUUUUUAGAUGUUCUUUUUACAUGUUAGAUCUUUUAACCCUAGGUUUAGCUACACUAUAUACACUUUAUAUACCAUUUGAUUCUUUGUUGAGUAUCUCUUAAUUUUUUAAAAUGUCACUGUCGAAGCAACUGGAUAUUUUUUAGUCCACAGAUAUUUUAAUACCUUGUGAAUUUUUGAAGAGACUAAUUGUAAUGUCCACUAAUACGUCCAUAAAAUAACAAUAAAAAACGAAACGACUGAUAACUAUAUGGAAAUAUCGUAAUCUAACAUAACUUUAUGUGUUAUUUGUGCCAAAAGUAGCUUUUCGAAUAUUUCCAAAUUUUCUGCUAUAUAUCUUGUGUGUUUUAUUACUCUUCAAUACCGAAAAGGCAGCUGAUGUGAUUGAUCAACUAUUUGUAUAUAUAUUUUAGGUGACAUUGUGCUCAAUACUCAUUUACAGUGAAUUUACAUGAAAUUUAUAUUUUGGGUAUAAUUUUCUUUUGAUUAUAUUUUCAGAUCAAAGCAUUUAAAAACUGA
Molecule: messenger RNA, 15052 nt
Organism: Coccinella septempunctata (seven-spotted ladybird)
Lineage: Eukaryota; Metazoa; Arthropoda; Insecta; Coleoptera; Coccinellidae
Gene: LRP1
Product: low-density lipoprotein receptor-related protein 1
Exons: 27
Coding region: 333-14222 (4629 amino acids)
Molecular function (GO): protein binding; calcium ion binding
Source: RefSeq, a predicted model, not a curated record